CUUUCUCUGGAAAAGAGAGAAUUUUCCUCACUUCACUUUCUCUCGUUGCCCAUUCGACAUCGUCUCAUCUCACUUUCUUUCUUUCCUUCGAGAAUCCCAAUUUAUUCAACGCAGUAAAACCCGUACUUCAAUUUGGACCUGGCCACCCUUAACUUUCAGCAAGUAAGUAAUUGCAUUCACUUCAAUUCUGAGAAGAAGAUAGGUUUCUUGGAGGAAAAGAAAACAAGAAAGCCGUAAAAAUGGAGAGCUACGCCAACAGAAAGGUCGUCAUCAGUCUCACUUUCACCACGAUUAUUGGAACACUGGCACUUUUCUCUUGUUUCGCCAUAUUGCAAACAAAUGCUUUCAAUGACGAUAUGGGAUUGUUGAAAUGGAAUCCGUACUGGUUUUCUGGAAAGAAAUACUCCGAGCCUGUCUCCUACUAUGGGGGGAUGAGAGGAGGAAUCGGUGGAUUUCCAAAGAGGGUGAGUUACAACCUUGGAGAACGAUCUUCAUUGUACGGAGGAGCACACCAAAUUUACAAAUGGAGCCCUGUUUACUUCUCGGAUGGUGGAUUGUUUGGAAGAUCUGGAAACUAUGGGACAAAUAACUUAAAUAAAAUCUCAUCCGACGGAUUUGAGUCGGAUGACAAAUAAACACAUUCUUGGAUUGUAUAAAAUCUCAAGUAGCAAGAUUCCAAAUGGUGCAAGGACGACGUGUAUGUAAAUAUAAUUUUCAGCUGCAUACAUCAAAAUUCCACUUUUGUUAGAGGUAUGAAUAGUACAAGGUUUCAAGUGGUUUUAAUUAGUAUUUACCGUAAUUAAUUACAUGUAUAUCAAGUGUUUGCAUAUCUCAAAUUCAAUUUUGGCCAUCCUCCUCGUGACACAAAUCCCGGAAAGGAAAGUUCCGAACGAUAUCACGCAUUUGACACUUUACGUUACAAUGUAUGUACCUUGAAAUAAAUAAAUGAGUAGUCAACAUGUGUAGUAAAUCAUUUGUCACGGAAGGUAAUUAGAGUAACAAAGUAAAUAAAUAGCAGGUUGUUGAUUUUCCCUUAAUCAUGUCUCCUCAAAUAAAUAAUGAUGAUGAAUAAUAUCGCCGUAAAUUAUGCUACUACCAAAAUGACUUUUAGCGACAUACCAUCGGGAAUAAUCUUCACCAUUUUCGGUGUGAUCCAAUUUUCUGAAUUUCACUAAAUUGGCACAAUUAUUAACGACGGUUUCCUCCAUCUCAUUAUAAUAUAUUAUUCCAUUAUUAUGAAUAUUGCGACUGUGUACAUUUUGAAUAAAGUUCACUUAGUUUUAAAUA
Molecule: messenger RNA, 1287 nt
Organism: Folsomia candida
Lineage: Eukaryota; Metazoa; Arthropoda; Collembola; Entomobryomorpha; Isotomidae
Exons: 2
Coding region: 240-635 (131 amino acids)
Source: RefSeq, a predicted model, not a curated record